AUGAAUCCCAGUUUAGGACGAAAGCUUGAGAAUUUACAUUUUCGAGAGGCAAAUUCGCCAAUUUAUUUCGUUUCAAAGGCAUUGGGGCAGCUUCCGUUCUGUAUUGAAUUUGGAAAGAGGAACAGAACAGUUUUAAAGUUCACCAUUCUCAGUGUCGCAUUCUCCAUGUUUUGUUAUAGUUUAUAUUGUGCUUCGAUGUACUUCUUCGCAGUAAAAACUUAUGAGAAUGCUGGAAGCUUUCCUACCAUUAGUUUAAUUGAGAGUUAA
Molecule: messenger RNA, 267 nt
Organism: Clunio marinus
Lineage: Eukaryota; Metazoa; Arthropoda; Insecta; Diptera; Chironomidae
Source: the annotation of a GenBank genome assembly